This is a messenger RNA of Capsella rubella, 1051 nucleotides long. RefSeq names its product F-box protein SKIP27. NCBI's taxonomy places the organism in Eukaryota, Viridiplantae, Streptophyta, Magnoliopsida, Brassicales, Brassicaceae. The record is from RefSeq and is a predicted model, not a curated record. Gene Ontology annotation, molecular function: protein binding. The coding region runs from base 34 to 717 and encodes 227 amino acids. The transcript has 3 exons.
CUCUGUGUUUCGUUGUUUGAGCGUUGUAACUAAAUGAUCCAUUGUCUCCAUUUCAUCGCUGCUAAAGUAGUUGAGUGGUUCUCGGAGAAGCUUCUCAGUAGCAGGAGAAGAACGACAAUGGCGUUGACGAAGAGAGGGUCCGUGAUGAAGUCGGACGGUGGAUUUCACGGUGAGGAAGAGGAAUUAGAGUUAGGUUUAGGAUCAGUGAGGUUCACGCGAGGGUUAGGGAGGAAAAGGAUUUUGAUUUCGAGCUGUGUACGUGAAUCUCUCUCUAGAUCGGCCGUUGAGAUUCCGGUGGUACCUGAAUCGCCGCCGGUGAAGUGUUCGUUGAAGAGACAACGAAGCUGUAGAAGAACUAUUGUUUCUUCUUCUUCUUCUUCUUCUUCUUCUUCCUCUGAGAAAUCUCGACUCGAGUCUCUGCCUCAAGAUCUCUUGAUUCGUGUGAUUUGUGGUGUGGAUCAUGAUGAUCUCAAGAGUCUUAAACUUGUAUCUACAUCAAUCAGAGAAGCUAGUUUGAUAGCCAAAAGGUUACAUUUUGCGUACACAACACCGAGAAAGACUCGUGCUUUUCGCAACUCCAUCAAGCUCGAGGAGAUAUCGGAUCCGAGCCAUCAAGAGGAAGACAUAGAGCCUCCUAACGCACCGAAUCACUAUCGUUGGACCAAGGCCAAGAGGAAAGAGCAACUCUCAAGCGUCUCUGUGGCAUUGUUUACUUGAAAGUGCAUGUUGUUAUGUGUUUGUAAAUGGUUUGGUUCGAGUGGUGGUUAAGUGUUGUUACUUACACUCUUUCACUACUACUGUGAAAUCCUCAGUGAUGGUUAUAGUUUAUAGAUUAGUUUGCAUUUUGAUUCAGAAGAAUUUAGGGUUUUAGGGAUGAUUUUUGUAUAUAAAUUCAUCUUGCAUACAUUGGGAACUGGAAAUGGUUUUUUCUGAUAUAUGUAUUUUAGUGUUAUGGGUUUUAGUCAGAGACUCAGAGUAUCCAAGGUUCUGUUUUUGUUUCUUGUUUGUCUUUACUCUUUAGAUUGCAAUAAGAAAAAAUUAUCAAUUCCUA